This is a messenger RNA of Monascus purpureus, 1275 nucleotides long. Lineage: Eukaryota; Fungi; Ascomycota; Eurotiomycetes; Eurotiales; Aspergillaceae. The record is from the annotation of a GenBank genome assembly.
GCUCUUUGCGGCUUUUCGUUGUGUCUGCUUAACAAAGACAGCAUUCUAUUCCAUUCAUUCUUUAUCUUCUUGCUGCUCUGAAUGGGUUUCUUUCAAGUCCAAUCACAGUUUGCCCGAGGAACAUAAACGGUCAAUCUUUUCAAGCGAUAUUCCAUACCCGCGGCGCUACUAGUACCUUUCGAACUCGCAAGAUUUUCUUCCUCCACGCCAGUUCUGCGAACGAAAAGAAGUGAAAAUAGAAAAUAAAAGCAUAAAAGCGAAGGACGCUUUUUGUUUUAAUUUUUCCUAUUCGAUAUGGCUACGGAGGAGAACGAGGUUAAAAAGGAUGAGCAGCGUCUGGACACCACCCACGAAGAGGGCGGUGAUGACGAGGAAGAAAUCGCGGCGAUGAAACGACGAGUAGAGGAGAUGGAAUCCGAGGCUGCAAAGUUACGCGAGAUGCAGGCCACUCUCGACCAGCAAUCAGAGAAUCUACGAGAAGAUAAAGAAGAGAUUGAUGCUCGCAGUAUCUUCGUUGGCAACGUGGACUACGGCGCGUCUCCAGAGGAGAUCCAAGCACAUUUCCAGAGCUGCGGUUCAAUAAAUCGCGUCACCAUUCUCCUAGACAAAUACACUGGUCAGCCAAAAGGAUACGCCUACGUAGAAUUCGCAGAACCGAGUCUCGUUGCACAAGCGCUCGUCCUGAAUGAGAGCGUCUUCCGGGGUCGGAACCUGAAGGUUGUUCCCAAGCGGACCAAUGUGCCUGGCAUGAGUCGAGGCCGUGGACGAGGUGGUUUCCGAGGGGGGCGUGGUUUCUACGGGCGUGGUGGCUAUCCACCUCGCGGGGCCUAUCGUGGCGGUGGUUACCGCGGCCGAGGACGGGGGUAUGCACCGUAUUAGAGCGGAUCAGUGACAAUCCCCUAUGAAGGAAACCUAAGAGACGUAAGUAAAGGCACAGGGGGGAGACACGACAGGAAGCCCCAUUAGCAACACAGCUGCGGAACUAAAAUGUGACAUUCUGAUUUAUGGAUGAGUCCUCUGGAGUUAUGGCCUGGGGUGUAUGAUACUUUAAGACUAUCCAGCAAGGGACUGGGACAAGGAUGGUUGAUUAUUAGUGAGAUCUCUUUGUGAUAUCCUCAUCAUUGGUAUCAUCGCGUAAUGAUUGAUCUGGUGAAAAAUUGAGACCAGCUUUAUUUUCUUACUUUUUAUUUAUUUAUUUAUUUUUGAUGGACUAUGAGAAUAUGUGCCAGUCAUCGAUAAAUAAUCAUAUAUAAUAUAUUAUUAACUGAUCGAGAA